Molecule: messenger RNA, 2604 nt
Organism: Diceros bicornis minor
Lineage: Eukaryota; Metazoa; Chordata; Mammalia; Perissodactyla; Rhinocerotidae
Gene: VGLL3
Product: vestigial like family member 3
Exons: 4
Coding region: 11-1006 (331 amino acids)
Biological process (GO): regulation of transcription by RNA polymerase II
Cellular component (GO): nucleus
Source: RefSeq, a predicted model, not a curated record
CCCGGCUGCCAUGAGUUGUGCGGAGGUGAUGUAUCACCCCCAGCCGUAUGGAGCGCCCCAGUAUCUGCCCAACCCUGUGGCAGCUGCAACCUGCCCCACAGCCUGCUACCACCCGGCGCCCCAACCUGGCCAGCAGAAGAAGUUAGCGGUAUACAGCAAGAUGCAGGACUCUCUGGAAGUCACCCUUCCCAGCAAACAAGAGGAGGAGGAGGAUGAGGAGGAGGAGGAGGAGGAGGAGGAGAAAGACCAGCCUGCCGAGAUGGAGUACCUUAACUCUCGCUGUGUCCUUUUCACUUAUUUCCAGGGAGACAUUGGGUCAGUAGUGGAUGAACACUUCUCAAGAGCUUUGGGCCAAGCCAGCACCCUCCAUCCAGAAUCUGCCAUUUCAAAAAGCAAGAUGGGGCUAACCCCCCUCUGGCGAGACAGCUCAGCUCUCGCAAGCCAGCGGAGUAGUUUCCCGACUUCUUUUUGGACCAGCUCUUACCAGCCCCCCACUGCACCCUGUUUGGGGGCAGUUCAUCCUGACUUCCAGGUCACGGCACCCCCUGGCGCCUUCACCGCAGCCGAGCCCAGCCCCUGGCCAGGACACGGCCUGCAUCAGACUGGCCCGGCGCCUCCCCCGCCCCCUCCCGUGUCUGAGUCCUGGCGCUACCCUUUGGCAUCUCAGGUGAGCCCGGCCUACAGCCACGUGCACGACGUGUACAUGCGGCACCACCACCCCCACGCCCACCUGCACCACCGCCACCACCACCACCACCACCACCACCGCCCUUCUGCUGGCCCUGCCCUGGACCCGGCCUACGGGCCCCUGCUGAUGCCCCCAGCGCGCGCAGCCCGGAUCCCCGCGCCCCAGUGUGACGGCACAAAGACAGACCCCACCGCAGUCGCCACUGCUACCUCAGCGUGGGCCGGAGCCUUUCACGGAGCCGUGGACAUCGUGCCAAGUGUGGGGUUUGAUACAGGUCUACAGCAUCAAGACAAGAGCAAGGAAUCACCAUGGUACUGAAACUCACAGUAUUAGCAGGUCUGGUUGGAGCAUGAAUCCACCGGUCCACUGGGAAAAGAGGCUGCGAGGAUUUUCCAUUCUGCAGUGGGACACAAUAGACAUGAAAGGAGAAGAGGAAGUGCCAGCCAGCUGACUUUGGUUUGAGCCUUUUCUUGAGAAAGCAGAGUGGGUACUAGGCAUUGAAGAAAAGCAUUUUUGUUUGUUUUUUCCCCUCAUCUGAGCCUUUGCCAACUGUGCGACUCUCUUUUUUUGUCUUGCUUUUAUCAAUACACAGUUUAAUUUUUAUUUCAUUUUGAUUUUUUUUUUCUUUUUGAACCAACCACCUUGUCAGGAAAAGAUGAACCACAAAUGAAAAUGCUCAUUCUUUCAGGAAUACAAUUUUGUAGCUCUAUGUGCAUCUAUUUUUGUAGAAAUACAGAAAGUUUGAUUUAGCAUUGAUGGGCUAUUUUUGAGGGAUGUAUUUUUUUUUAAUAUUGUAAAAGUUAAGUUCUGUUUAAAGAACUUGCUCUCAGAGAAGCACUGGCAAAAAUGUUUAAAAUGCUUAUCUUUAAGAUGUCUGUGAGAUGCUCUGUGCUUUCCAGGUUACCUCAAGUGUUUGAUAGUUUCUCCUUUUGACAAAAGUAGCACCACAGCCAAGCCAGUAUAGUAUUGUUUUACAUUAAAUCUCAGUGAAGAUUUAAUUUCAUGCCAGCUCACUUAGCUUAGAAUUACGUAUAUAGCUUAAAAGGAAGUUUUUUAAUGACCACACUAAAGAAAGGAUAUUUCAUUACUUUGUUAUCUCCCACAGAGGAUUCGGAGGUUGACUAAGAAGAAAGUUUGCAGAAACUUUCCCUCAGAUGGAAAGUUUGCCUGGAGUACACAGUUUUCUUUCUAGUCCGUCCAACUUUGAUAAAUGGAACCAGAGUUUAUAUGGAACUACUGGAAAAAAAAUGCAUUUAACCGUGCUACCUGUGAGCAUCAGUGACUUAUUUUCCUUGUUGUUAGUUAUUCAUUCAUGGCAAUUUUUAAAGUCGUGUUUUAAGUGGAUUAUUUUUUCCUGGAGACAGUUUGAAGGAUAAUAUUUGGGAAAGUACUAGACAAAUCACAAAGCCUUUAAUUCAAUGGCUAUUUCUGGUAAUGUUACUCAUCAUUGUAAAUUGAAAAUUAAUAUAUUGUAUAUGUAAUAUUUUAAACAUAGGUUUUUGCAAAUCUUUUUUUUUUUUUGGUUUAAAUCUGGUUUUAGACGAUUUAAUUCUUUUUAAAAAGACUAGGGCAAAAUGAAAUUUAAACUGGGAUUUAUGUCACAAUUACUGAAAUUAGGUUAAUAAAUUGACAAUUUAUUAUUUGAAAUUUAUUAUUGAAAACCCAGGAUUCAACUUGACAUGGCCCUCAAGAUCUAAAUAAGGUGAAGUUGGAAUUAUCAUUAAGACUCAAUUAGGAAAAGAUUAAGAUUAUGAAAGUAGCAGUUAUUGAUAUUUUAAGGACUUUCAAUGCAAAGUCCAUUCUUUCUUUCAGCUGCUUCCAGAGACAGGUCAUGCUAGAAAGUUAGUGUUAUAUAGAAGUUUUAAUUUGGUAAAAAAGUUUCUCAGAUUUCCUCCAUCCCUGUCCUCACCCUUGUG